AUGAACGCUCAUUUUAUUUCAAAUUCAUACUCUUCAGAAUUAUUAUAUCAAUUACAAAAAUUUGAUAGUUCAAGAUCCUAUACUUAUUAUGACAAUGUAUUUGCUUCCUCCAUAGAUAAAGAAAAGGUAAGCCAGAAGUCCCAAAGUGAAUGCGAAAUGCUCCAAGAUUGGAAUACUUUUGGGAUCAUUAACCCUCUUCUUGUGCAACAAAUCUCAGAUGAUUUCCACAGCUUUUGGAAAAAUAAUCAAAAGUCAGAUAACGAAGAGAUACAGAAAGAGGAUAUCUUUAGCAAAUCGAGUAUAAAAACGAGGUCACAAAUGAAAAAUACUAAGCUACUUUAUCAUUGAGAGCCUUCAUUAUGUACUUCAAACUCGAAUUUGGAAGAAAUAAGAGAUCAACACAUUUCCUUCAGCAUCAGUCAAGUCCAAAGAAACCCGAAGUCUCAGAAUAGAGUCGAUGCUGAGUUGAAAGGAGCUCUCAGAUUUGUGAAAAAGUACUUAAAGAAUCUUUUCAAAUCUAUGAACCCACGAAUUACUAACAGGAGGUAUAUCAAUUGAACUUUAGAAGAAAUACUGGAAGCUAUGAGAGCCACUCUAUCAAGUAUUAUUCCUCAGGAUCUUCUUGCUGAUGACUUGGUCUAUUACACAGUUGGAAUUCUUAGCAUCAGAAAGUAUUCAGAGUUGGGGUGAAAACAAAGAAUUAAAAAGGAAAUCACCAUGUUCAAUGAAGCAAACAAAAGCUUCACCUUUAAGAAGCUCAAGAAGUGUAUGCAAGAAAGCAGCUUGUGGAUUUUGUGAAGGUACAUUGCACCCCAAGCAAGUGGCAGAGCUGUUGCUGCACUCCAGAAGUUGCUAGAUAUUGAAUAAACUUUCGAAUAUCUAGCCUAGGCUUGGAGAUGGCCAUGAAGGAAACACUCUUAAAUGCUAAUAAUUUGAUAUCAUAACUUCAUCC
Molecule: messenger RNA, 952 nt
Organism: Moneuplotes crassus
Lineage: Eukaryota; Ciliophora; Spirotrichea; Euplotida; Euplotidae
Source: the annotation of a GenBank genome assembly